This is a messenger RNA of Ceratitis capitata (Mediterranean fruit fly), 909 nucleotides long. RefSeq lists its product as uncharacterized. The record is from RefSeq and is a predicted model, not a curated record. The transcript has 3 exons. NCBI's taxonomy places the organism in Eukaryota, Metazoa, Arthropoda, Insecta, Diptera, Tephritidae. The coding region runs from base 53 to 883 and encodes 276 amino acids.
UUACCAACAAACAAAAGCGUUUUUCAAUAUUUAAAAUCUAUCUUGGAGAGUCAUGAAUAAGUUUGGUAUAUGCUGCAUACAGUUUUGGCUCACCCUGAGCAUUGCACUGGCCAAAUCGACACCCCUGGCGCUAAAUACGAAUAAACUUGGCAAACUGGGGCCGCCAAGAACCACACAGGCGCUACCCAGGACCACAAAGUCUCUGCCAGUACCGACAACAGUCUCACCAGAUGUGGCUGGCAUGCCGCUGACUGCAGCGAUGAACAAUGCCACAGGGAAUGCCACUGCUUGGAGCAACAACACCAGCGUGUACGAUCACAAGCAUAAAAUUUUGUUGGUUGUGCUAUCGGAUGUGAAUGUACGGGAAAUAAAGGAUCCACAGCAAGCCACCCUGACACCGAAUCGCAAUAAUGCAGAGAGGAAAAUAAUUAACGAGACGACACUGAUACUAGACGAAACGAAAUUGAAGGAGCUUCUUAAGUCACUACAACCUGCAACCAGCAAGUGUGUAAAUGUUCAGCCCCGUUUUGUGCCACCAACAUUUCCUUGGAUUAUACGAAAGGAGCCACGUAAGCCCAUUACUUAUAUUGAGCCGUUUAUAUGCGAGGACACGGAUGAGGUUGAGACAGUUUUAAGGGAUCAAAGUAAGAGCAGAAAUCCGCUAAACCCAGUCAAAACUAAUAUUGCAAGUAAACGCUUGAGAAUUUCGAAAAAUAAGCGAAAGGGGCAAAAUUCUAGACGCACCGAUUACGUGAUGCUACCAGCUCAGGAUGCACAUUCGAGGCAGCCGUUGAAUAAUUUUCAGGGCGUCAUCUAUGCACCUUUAACAGGUGCGAGUGAUCACGGUAAUACGUGGGAAGAUUAUAGUUCUGAAGAGCGCUAAUAACUGUAUAAAUAAAUUAUUCAUCA